Messenger RNA from Rotaria sp. Silwood2, 240 nucleotides. Lineage: Eukaryota; Metazoa; Rotifera; Eurotatoria; Philodinida; Philodinidae. The record is from the annotation of a GenBank genome assembly.
AUGGAAAAAGAAGAAGAAAAAGUCAAAGAUGCAUAUGAACAAAUAGAAAAUUAUCUCAAAUUAAUUAGUGCUACAGCUAUCGAAGAUAAAUUACAAGAUGGUGUAUCUCAAUGUAUUCAACGUUUAGCACGUGCUGGUAUUAAAAUUUGGGUUUUAACUGGUGAUAAAAUUGAAACCGCUUAUAAUAUUGGUCUACCAUGUCGUUUGUUAACAAAUGAUAUGGAAACGUUUUUUUAUUGA